This is a messenger RNA of Photinus pyralis (common eastern firefly), 915 nucleotides long. RefSeq lists its product as uncharacterized. Gene Ontology annotation, molecular function: nucleic acid binding. The transcript has a single exon. The record is from RefSeq and is a predicted model, not a curated record. The coding region runs from base 1 to 915 and encodes 304 amino acids. Lineage: Eukaryota; Metazoa; Arthropoda; Insecta; Coleoptera; Lampyridae. Gene Ontology annotation, biological process: DNA integration.
AUGUGGGUAGAAGCUUUCCCUCUCCGGCUAACCACCACCGACGCUGUAGUCAAUCGGCUGGAGAAUGAAGUAUUCGGACGAUACGGGUUCCCAAGGGCGAUAGUUUCCGACAAUGGCCCACAAUUCAUCUCCGUCACCUGGGAUGCCGCAUUCCGACACUGGGGGUGCUACCAUUGGACGACAGCUAGCCCAGUGGAGAGGCGGAACCAGGAAAUUAAGAAAGGAUUACGCAUACACCUCGACGGGGAGGCUUCACAGAUGUGGGACAGGAAACUCCCCAUCAUCCUCUUCACCCCCCGGACGAGAAAAAAUGCCGCCACGGGAACGACGCCGAGCAAUGCCCUGCUUGGAUAUGAACUCCCCAGCCCAGGAGAAUGGCAUGCGACUCAAGCCCCGGCAACUCCCAUCGGCCAAGGUGAAGAACGCGAGGAACGGAUCCGGACAGUCCACCGCAACCAGCACCGCUACCGAUCCAGGUACGCGAACUUCGGACCAACCAGGGUGCAGUUCCAAACAGGGGACGAAGUAAUGGAGAGAUCCCGAGACCUCGCAACGGGAGAAUUUCAGCGAAAAUGGAAAGGGCCAUAUAGAGUAAUCGCCAACGCAGGCACAAACUCAUAUUUCAUCCAGCGAGACAGAGAACAGGUGAAGGUCCAUAUCCAUGACCUACGACCAGCCCCCAAUCGUAGAGAGGCCGCACGGGAACCGCCACCGCCAGAUCGAGGAACACCUCACCCACCACCAAGACCCGCCAUCUCGCCCACACCACCACGCCACAAAAGAACAUCCCGCCACUACAACAUACCGCAACGAAUCCAACCAGCACAGGAAGCUAACAGGGCGCAGCCAGCCACGUCCAACCACCAGCCGCCGAAUCCUUCGAAGCGGGGGGGAACUGUUACCCUUACUCAGUAG